AGAAUCUACACAUUCCAAAUGGAUGGUAAUGAUAUAAAUAUACAAAAAAACGAGUUUUCUCGAGACCAAUCAGCACUUCUAAUGAUGGAUCAGCAUUCCGACCAUAAGAAUCACGAAUCGGCAAUCGGCGAGCCAGGAAUGUCAUACACAGCCUCUCAACCGGCUCUUUCCUCUACUGAGCAUCAAACGCCAUUAGUUUCUGAAGCAAGCGUCGCAGCUCCUCAAAAUCAUUUGAAUGGCAAUUCCCAUGAAUCGGUUUCCGAAAUGGAUAGAAAUUCGGUUGAUUUUGCGAUAGAAUCAGUGCUCAUGAAAGCGAGAGCUUACAACAAGAUGGGCGCUCCAAAAGAUCCGAGGAGAAAGCAGCACAAUCCGAAGAGCGAGCCUAAAAUCGAGCCACAUGUGACAGAUUCAUCGGAUAAUCAGGCUGCAAUGAGCAACAAGAUGGAAGCGGAAGCGCCGAAGAUGGAGUCAAAUCAGAACUACGUCAGCAACGGAUCUGAGCCUCCAUUCCGUUUCGUUUCAAUUUCGAAUUUCGACGAAAUGAAAACAAAAAAGAAAGAAGUUCAAGAAGAAUUGAAGCUUGAGGUGGACUCGGACAGUGAAGAAGAUGAUGUCCCAGAGCAGAAAACUCCAAAGGAAUCGGAUCGAUGUGGAGGAUGCGGAAAAUUUACUCAUGAAGAUGAUCUAAUUGCUCUUGAAGAGGAAAAGAAGAAGGAAAAGGAAAAGCCACUGAUGAGCAAGAAGAAAUCUCACCAUCACAAGAAAAAUGACUUCCAAUGGAUUGGCUGUGACUCUUGCCAAACCUGGUACCAUUUUCUGUGCUCAGGCCUCGAGCAAUUUGAGUAUUACCUGUAUGAGAAAUUUUUCUGCCCCAAAUGCGUUCCACAUACCGGACAUAGCAUUCGAUACAAAGUCGUCGCCCCACAUCGUUAUCGCUGGUACAGUCCGAACGAGAAGCAUCUCGGAAUUGAAGUUGGCUCAAAAACUUGGAUUGAGGAUUUCAUCACCAGAGAAAAUACUGUUCCCUCACCAACCGACGAUGAGGUUUGCAUUGUCGAAGAUGGCUACGAAUUCCGCAGAGAAUUCGAAAAACUCGGAGGAGCUGACAACUGGGGAAAAGUUUUUAUGGUCAAAGACAUGGACGGCCUCAAUAUGACAAUGCCGAAGCCUGGAUUCGAUUUGGAGGAUGUUGUGAAAAUUAUGGGAUCGGAUUAUGAAGUGGACACGAUCGAUGUCUAUAAUCAGAGCACCUAUUCGAUGAAGCUUGAUACGUUCAGAAAACUUUUUCGCGACACUAAAAACAGACCACUCUUGUACAAUUUUCUGUCCCUUGAAUUCUCGGACAAUAAUGAGAUGAAAGAAAUCGCUAAGCCGCCAAGAUUUGUCCAGGAAAUCUCAAUGGUCAACCGCCUGUGGCCUGAUGUCAGUGGAGCGGAGUACAUUAAACUCCUCCAGAGAGAAGAAUAUCUUCCAGAAGAUCAGCGACCAAAAGUGGAACAGUUUUGUCUCGCAGGAAUGGCUGGAUCUUAUACGGAUUUCCACGUGGACUUUGGUGGUAGUAGCGUCUACUAUCACAUUUUGAAGGGCGAGAAAAUCUUCUACAUCGCCGCGCCAACGGAGCAGAACUUUGCAGCUUAUCAAGCACACGAGACAUCUCCGGACACCACUACAUGGUUCGGUGACAUUGCCAACGGAGCUGUUAAGCGAGUUGUGAUCAAGGAAGGUCAGACACUGCUCAUCCCGGCUGGUUGGAUUCACGCGGUUCUCACUCCAGUCGAUUCGCUCGUUUUUGGAGGAAACUUCUUGCAUUUGGGAAAUCUUGAGAUGCAAAUGCGCGUGUACCAUCUCGAAAACGCGAUUCGUAAGGAAAUUAGAAGCGAGGAGAAGUUCUACUUUCCGAAUUUCGAACUUCUUCAUUGGAUGUACAUGCGAAACGUCUUGCUUGAGAAGAUUACAGAAGCCAAUCAGGAAGGUUCUGACAUGCGUGAGCAGGAGAAGAAUAUUUGGACGGCGUCACAAAUCAUGAAGGCCGAAAUGGAGCGCUGGAUGGAUCGAGAGUUGAGAUUGGGUCCCGAGAAGAACGCGAUCCUGCCCACUGACGACAAGAAUAAGAUUAUGAUCUCGGUGAGGAAGCAGAUUGAGAUUCAGACGAAGAUUCAGAAUGCCAAGAAUAAGCCGAUGGGGUUGAAGCAGAAACGUAAAAGUCGAGAAUCCGCGGAGCGGGAUGAUGAGGACUAUUGCCCGUCCAGCUCGACUGCCUACAAGAAGAAGUAUACGAAAAAGGCUAAGAAGGACAAUGAUGAUGCUCCGAAGGUGAAGAAGGCGAAGAAAGAGGAAGUUCCCGAGGAGAAGGUUCCGGUUCCUGAAGCAGCAGGUCCUUCCGAAGUUACAGCUCCAUUGACCAUCAAGAUUGGAAUGGGACCGACUGAAGAUCAGAAGGGCGUUGUCCAGAUAUUCAAUAAUCAAUGCACGUCGUCUGGAAGAAAAGUAAAGUUGAAUCAGAACGUGGCCGACUAUUGUGGAUCCCAUCUCGAAGCACGCGUCGAAGAGAUUCCGGAAAAGGCGACGAAAAGCUUCCGCGAGCUUGACAACGAACUGGAGCGCUGUGAAGCUGUUCAUUCCGGAGAGAAAAUCAAGAAGGUUAAAGAGCCAAAGCCACCGAAGCAACCAAAAGAGAAAAAGGAGAAACCACCACCAAAGAAAAAGGAAAUGAGUUCCAGAGAUCGCCUCAUGAAGAAGCUCAAAAUGUGAACGUCCUCUACCUCAAGAUAUGUGUGCACUUUGACGAAAUAUAAAUCUCGUACAAUUAUAAAGUGCCCCCCGAUCUUAAUAGUAAUUUCCCCGUAUUUUUGACUAAUUUUUACAUUCGUUUUAUUGUUUUAUUCACACAAUCCCAUAUUCUUUCACGCGGUUCUUUUGCAUCCAAAAAUUUGUACAAGACGAUCUCCCGAAUUUACUGACGGGGAUUUUUUUGUAGUUUGAAAAUACACACGCACAAUAAAGCGUUGAUUAUGUUAAUUUU
Caenorhabditis elegans is the source of this 3022-nucleotide messenger RNA. RefSeq names its product Lysine-specific demethylase 7 homolog (gene jmjd-1.2). Gene Ontology annotation, cellular component: nucleus. Bases 19 to 2751 code for a protein of 910 amino acids. The record is from RefSeq and is marked reviewed. Lineage: Eukaryota; Metazoa; Nematoda; Chromadorea; Rhabditida; Rhabditidae. The transcript is spliced from 11 exons.